Molecule: messenger RNA, 1492 nt
Organism: Myzus persicae (green peach aphid)
Lineage: Eukaryota; Metazoa; Arthropoda; Insecta; Hemiptera; Aphididae
Product: nucleosomal histone kinase 1-like
Exons: 8
Coding region: 232-1182 (316 amino acids)
Biological process (GO): signal transduction; peptidyl-serine phosphorylation
Cellular component (GO): cytoplasm; nucleus
Molecular function (GO): protein serine/threonine kinase activity; ATP binding
Source: RefSeq, a predicted model, not a curated record
UUUAAAAUGACAUCAAAGUACGGAAAGUCUCAAACGUGAAACGUCGGGCAACGGUCUGAAUCCUGAGACACGCUGAGUGCUGACUGCUAAUUUUAUAAUUCAUAGUAAACUAGUUUGUGUAACUCUACCUUUCAUAUUUAGUUUUUCUGUAAAUUUUUGUUCUUACACAUUUUAACCACCAUCCAACUUACUACCGUGACAUUUUCUACGUUACAAAUAAUUUCGUGGAAUAUGAGCAAAAAAGCAAAAACCACACCUAAGGAAGAAUUACCACCAGGAUCAUUAUUAAAAGAUAUUAAAGGUAUCGAAUGGGAGAUUCAAAAUAUAAUUGGUAGUGGAGGAUUUGGAUAUGUUUAUUGUGGAAAAAAACAUAAGUGUAGAACGAAAACAGAAUAUGCAAUAAAAACGGAAAAUAUGGAAAGUGGACCCCUGUUUGUGGAACGAAUGUUUUAUCUCAAAAACGUGAAGGAAGAAGAUGUUAAAAAAUGGAUAACAAUCAAAAAGUUGAAAGAAUUACCAUUGCCUAGAUUCUAUGGUUUUGGUAGCACUAUUCAUAAUGAUAACAAAUAUAGGUUUAUAGUCAUUGAAAAGUUUGAUAAAGACUUGGAGGCAUUCCUUCGUACUGUUUCAGAUAGGUUACUGCUAGGUGCUGUCAUUAACAUAAUUCGACAAAUUAUUGAUGCUUUAGAGUUCAUACAUGAAUGUGGAUAUGUUCAUUGGGACAUCAAAUGUCAAAAUAUAUUUAUUGGCAAAGAGCCAAAAAAUAAUCAUGUGUAUUUAGGAGAUUUUGGUAUGGUAACUAAGUAUAAGACUGAAGAUGUUAAGCCAGAUAAGAAAUGUGCCAAUAAUGGUACACUAAAUUAUAUAGCUCUAGAUGGUCACCUUGGAAUGCAUACUCGACGUGGUGAUCUGGAGAGCUUAAUGUACAAUGGCUUGGAAUGGUUAAAAUUAAAAUUACCGUGGACAAAUUUAACAUUGCCAAAAACCAUUAAAUCUAAAAGUGAUAUGAAAGAUGCAAUUUUAACUGCAGGGCCGAAUAAAAAGAUUUAUGAUUUUAAUAAAGUACCAAAUUGUUAUUUUGAAACCAUGCGUUUGAUAUAUAAUCUGGAACCAGCUGAAAAGCCAGAUUAUGCUUUGUUGAAAAAGCUAUUAAAGCAGUAUAAAACAGAGAAGUUAAGUUGAAGAUAACGAAUACAAAAUUAAGUGUACCUAAUUUAUAUUUAAAAAAAAGUUAAUAAUGAUAUAUUGUAAAGUAUAUUAUAGUAUGUACAGUGUUGAUUUAUAAUUUAUUAUACAAUUAAUUCCUUCUAAAAAAGAAGUUUUGUACACUUAUAAUACUAUUUUUUUUUGUCUUAAAUUUGUAUGUACAUUGGUUACUCAACUAUACCUUUUUUAAAGUUGUUUAUGUGUCCUAAAAUAAGUUAGUUAAAUGCUGUAUUAAAUAUUUUCUAUUUCAAAAUUGUAUACCAUCAAAUAUAUUUUUUUAAGGUAA